ACACCUACUUCUACCUGCCUGCUCUGUUGCUCCACCUUUUGUCAGAAAUGUGUUUUGCUGUUAUUUUUAUCUACCAUCAGAUAAAUAGGGCACUUGGUUGUCUUGCACCUUUCUGAAGCCAUUCCACACACAAAACCACAGGUAAAAUGGAAAAAGGUGAAGGACCUCCUCUAGAUAGUGCAGUUGUACAAGAUAUUCCAGAUAAAAAGAUGGGAAAAGAUGAGGGGCCUCCCCCAGUUGAACCAGAUAUUCCAAAUAGCCCAGCACCACCAUAUCCUGGCUCCCCUUUGGACAGUAACAUGCAAUUUACCCAGCCCGAUGCUGUACAGUAUCAACAAUCGGCUGAUCCGCCAUAUCCUCAGCACCAAUUUGCUCAGCCUGAUAUUCAGCAGUAUCCACAAGCUUUUGAUCAGCAAUAUCCUCAGCAGCAAUUCCCCCAACCUGAUGCUCAGCAAUAUCAACAAACUGAUUAUCAGCAAUAUCACGAGCAGCAAUUUCCCCAGCCUGAUGCUCAGCAAUUUCAACCACAAUAUGUUAUGCCUGUUCAGCAACCUCAAUCACAACCACAACAACAACAACCACAAGUUGUGCAAAUCGUUAACCAACAUCAUGUUGUCCAGCCAAUGAACCAGCCGGCAAUGGUGGUGCAACAAAUGCCCACUGAACAUCCUGGAACUAUGAUAUGUCCACAUUGCAGGAGCCAAGUUGUGACUGUAAUUAGUUACAAAGUAGGCUGCUACACCUGGAUCAUCGUUGGAGUGCUGUUUGCAUUUCUAUGCUGGCCUUGUUGUUUGAUUCCCUUUUGUUGCAACUCUUGCAAGGAUGUGGAGCAUUCCUGUCCACAAUGCCACAACAAACUGUACACCUAUGAACGAAAAUGAGACAAAGGUUUCCAUCCUACAGUGACUGAAUAAGAUGAUGAAUCUCACUAAGGUCGACUGUAAAACAUUUAUGAAGUUUCCCUGAUAUAUUUUACCAAAUUGUUAAAAGAUGACAUUAACUUGUGCUCGUUUUACUCUAUGAUACGACAUUGUUAAUGGAUUUGAUUUAAUAGCUUGGUGUAAUCAUUUAUUAAAGAUAAAGAAUGUAUUGCUUGCUCCUCUGGAUCUUGUUUCCAUAUUGUUUCUUGUCAGAUUACUUAUUCUAACAUUAAAAGUUUUUUUUUAAUAUACCUUCAUGUAUAUUAACCUAAAGAAAGCUUUUGGAAUAUAUUGAAAGAUAUCUAAACCUUAAUUUCAUGAAUCACUUCAUACAUCAGAAAUGUAUAUGUUGAUCAAAAAUGUAAUAUACUGAAAGCCUUUUAUAAUCAUGCAGUUAGAUCAUAUCCUACUCUGAUAAUGCUGUUGACUUUAUAAUACAUGCUUGAAUAAUUAAUAAUCAGUGAUUAAACUGGAGACCAAUGCUCAAAUUCA
Cyprinodon tularosa is the source of this 1412-nucleotide messenger RNA. Its product is annotated as cell death-inducing p53-target protein 1 homolog. Bases 147 to 881 code for a protein of 244 amino acids. The record is from RefSeq and is a predicted model, not a curated record. NCBI's taxonomy places the organism in Eukaryota, Metazoa, Chordata, Actinopteri, Cyprinodontiformes, Cyprinodontidae. Gene Ontology annotation, molecular function: zinc ion binding. The transcript has 7 exons.